Molecule: messenger RNA, 1242 nt
Organism: Lizanozyma spartinae
Lineage: Eukaryota; Fungi; Ascomycota; Pichiomycetes; Serinales; Debaryomycetaceae
Exons: 1
Coding region: 1-1242 (413 amino acids)
Biological process (GO): transcription elongation by RNA polymerase II; positive regulation of transcription elongation by RNA polymerase II
Cellular component (GO): Cdc73/Paf1 complex; nucleus
Molecular function (GO): RNA polymerase II C-terminal domain phosphoserine binding
Source: RefSeq, a predicted model, not a curated record
AUGUCAGAAGAAGAACUUGAUGAUUUAUUUGGGGACGAAGAAGAAGAAUUCAACCAAAACUCUCAGGACGAGUUGGAACCAUCUACAAAUAUAAAUAAUGGCGGAGAAGAAGAAGAAGAUGACGGAGAGCUGCAACUAAGAAGAAGUGUCAAAAUUGGAGUUUCUGAUGAUGAAGGAGAGGAAAACGACGAAGAUGGCGAAGAAGAAGAAGAAGAAGAAGAAGAUUCAAGGCCAUUGACAACACUAGACAUCUCGUUACCAAGACACGCAAUUCCUGAUGUACCCGAGAACGACACAUAUUUACUUAAACUUCCAAUUUUUCUUCAAGUGGAGAACCAUCCGUUUGACCCAGCAGAGCUUAGAGAUAAGAUUCAAUCAGACGUGGACCUAAUCCGUUCGCGCACUGGAGCGGCCAAUGCCAAAGAUGCAGCCAAUGAGAUCUUGGUGACCAAGUUGCAGAAUGAGAACACUAUAAGAUGGAGAUACAGUAAUGUAGGUGAAGAAAUUGUCAAGCAAAGUAAUUGUCAUUUUGUUCAAUGGGACGACGGACUGAUAUCAUUAAAAUUGGGUGAUGAGUUCUUUGACUAUAAGACAUUACCUGUUUCAGAUCACUUUUUGGUAAAGACAUACGAUGACCUUGAGAUCUUACAAAUGGAUCUGCCUUUUACAAAGAUGGUAAAUUUGUUACCAUCUUCUACAUUUACCACUACUCAUCGUAACUUAACGAAUGCUAUAAAAUCCAGACAACAAAAACUGCGGAUAUUGUCAACAAUGACGAACGAUGACCCCAUGUUGAAGCAGAGAUUGGCCGAUGAAAACGAAAGGAAAUCCAUGAAGUUGAAGAGACAACUAGACAUGAAGAGAAGAUUACAACAGGAGAAAAAUGCUCGACAAAAUAGUCCCAGACCAGGCUCCUCUUCUUCAUCUGGAGCUGUGCCCACAUAUGAGAGAUUUGCCCGUACUUAUGAUGAAUAUGACGAAGACGAUGACUUUAUUGCCAACGAUGAAGAUGAAGAGGGCAUGUACGACGAAGAAGAAGAAGACCUACCUGAAGAGGAGGAUGACGAAAAUGAAGAAGAAGAGGAAAGACGUGCGGCUGAAAGAUUACGUCAAGUUAAAAGUGAAGGUGUUGCAAAAUACUCUAAAGAAAGUAAAAGGAGUUCUUCCUCUGUAGAAGCUGAAGAUAACGAUACAAGGAAGAAAAAGAGAAGAAUUAUCGAAGAUGACGAAGACGAUGAGUAG